Messenger RNA from Nematocida homosporus, 402 nucleotides. RefSeq lists its product as uncharacterized. The transcript has a single exon. The record is from RefSeq and is a predicted model, not a curated record. The annotation marks the transcript as partial. Lineage: Eukaryota; Fungi; Microsporidia.
UAUAUACAAGGAGAUACGAGUAGACCAGCCGGUCUAUCAGAAACCCAAUGGUAUCGGUUCCAAAAGAAAGUAUGCAGGUUUGUGAUCCGGAACAGCCAGUUAUACUACGUAAUACCAACGCAAGAAAACAAGACACUACUAGAAGUAGUCGGGGAUGAUGAGACAGAGAGACUAAAGAGCCUCAUCAAAGCCGCGCAUCUCAAAGAGAACCAUGCGCCAAUAAGGCGGGUCUGUAUGAUCUUACGAGAGCAGUAUAUGGGCUUCGCACAACAAACCGUUAUAACCAUGGGUGUCAGGUGUCCCAAGUGCAAAAAGCGCGCACCCAAUAAAAGCAAGGCGUUAGUAUUAUUGGGGUUAAAGAAAAGUCUAUCUGAGCAGAGCACUGACUAUCUAUUAGGUUGA